ACAUUGGAGUCGGCCAUUUCAACUCCACAGGCGACUACCGACUAGUAGCGGGACUGACAACAUCUGAAGAUGACUGAACAAGCUAUUUCCUUCGCCAAGGACUUCCUGGCUGGUGGUAUUGCCGCUGCCAUCUCCAAAACAGCUGUAGCCCCCAUCGAGAGAGUCAAGCUCCUUCUCCAGGUACAACAUGCCAGCAAACAGAUUACAGUUGACAAGCAGUACAAGGGCAUCAUCGACUGCGUCAUCCGUAUCCCAAAAGAGCAGGGCUUCAUCUCGUACUGGAGAGGGAAUCUGGCCAACGUCAUCCGAUAUUUCCCCACUCAGGCCCUCAAUUUUGCUUUCAAGGACAAGUACAAGAAAGUUUUCCUCGACGGUGUGGACAAGCGCACACAGUUCUGGAGAUACUUUGCGGGUAACCUGGCGUCUGGCGGCGCUGCCGGAGCCACGUCGCUCUGUUUCGUCUACCCCCUCGACUUCGCCAGAACACGUCUGGCUGCUGAUGUCGGCAAAUCCGGGCAGGCGCGUGAGUUCAAAGGCCUGGGAGACUGCUUGGUGAAGAUCUUCAAGUCUGAUGGCCUCAAGGGUCUGUACCAGGGCUUCAAUGUUUCAGUACAGGGCAUUAUUAUCUACAGAGCUGCUUACUUUGGGGUCUAUGACACAGCAAAAGGCAUGCUUCCAGACCCCAAGAACACACACAUUUUUGUUAGCUGGAUGAUCGCUCAGUCUGUGACUGCGGUCGCUGGUCUUGUGUCGUACCCCUUUGACACUGUCCGUCGUCGUAUGAUGAUGCAGUCUGGGCGCAAAGGAGCUGACAUCAUGUACACUGGCACCAUUGACUGCUGGAAGAAGAUUUUACGUGAUGAGGGCUCCAAGGCCUUCUUCAAGGGAGCGUUAUCUAAUGUGCUCAGAGGCAUGGGUGGCGCCUUCGUGCUUGUCUUGUAUGAUGAACUUAAAAAAGUCAUCUAAGUUUUUGUAUGUCCACUAUUCAUGUUGUGAAGUUUAACUGUAACAUAUGUUGUACAUUUGGAAGGACUUAAAUGCUGCGCUAUAUUUAUAGGGACCAACUAGUAUUUUCUACUAGUUGUACUGGGGGAAUCUGUUAUGCACUCUUCUCUUGGCCCAUGCUUUUUUGUUUUGCCCCUCAGCAGAAUGUCAUUCCCUGAACCCAGGAACCUUACCGAAAGAGAAAUAAACGCAACCUAUUGAGUC
This is a messenger RNA of Micropterus dolomieu (smallmouth bass), 1209 nucleotides long. It is a transcript of the gene slc25a5, whose product is annotated as solute carrier family 25 member 5. NCBI's taxonomy places the organism in Eukaryota, Metazoa, Chordata, Actinopteri, Centrarchiformes, Centrarchidae. Gene Ontology annotation, biological process: mitochondrial ADP transmembrane transport; mitochondrial ATP transmembrane transport. Gene Ontology annotation, molecular function: ATP:ADP antiporter activity. The transcript has 4 exons. Bases 70 to 966 code for a protein of 298 amino acids. The record is from RefSeq and is a predicted model, not a curated record. Gene Ontology annotation, cellular component: mitochondrial inner membrane.